Messenger RNA from Equus quagga, 4417 nucleotides. RefSeq names its product tumor protein p53 binding protein 2 (gene TP53BP2). The transcript is spliced from 18 exons. Lineage: Eukaryota; Metazoa; Chordata; Mammalia; Perissodactyla; Equidae. Gene Ontology annotation, biological process: regulation of apoptotic process. The record is from RefSeq and is a predicted model, not a curated record. The coding region runs from base 256 to 3660 and encodes 1134 amino acids. Gene Ontology annotation, molecular function: p53 binding. Gene Ontology annotation, cellular component: nucleus.
GGAGGGAGCCCGAGCGGCCGCCGCGAGCCCCGAGGAGACAAAGCCGCGUCCGGGGGCCGGCCGGGUGGGCCCGGGCUCGGAGGCGCCCCAGCCCGCGGGGAGGGCUCUGCGCCCCGCCGCCGUCCCGCCGCCCCGCCGCCCCGCAACAGGUCCGCCGCCGCCCGGGCGGCCUCGCUCCGCGCGCCCCUCCCCCGCAGCCCGUGCCCCCCGGGGCGCCUCCGCUCUCCUCCCGGCCGCGUCUGGCCGCCCGCUUCGAUGCGGUUCGGGUCCAAAAUGAUGCCGAUGUUUCUCACGGUGUACCUCAGCAACAACGAGCAGCACUUCACCGAAGUUCCCGUUACCCCAGAGACCGUGUGCCGAGACGUGGUGGACCUGUGCAAGGAGCCUGGCGAGAGCGACUGCCAUUUGGCUGAAGUGUGGUGUGGCUCUGAGCGUCCGGUUGCGGACAACGAGCGCAUGCUGGACGUGCUGCAGCGUUUUGGGAGCCAGAGGAGCGAAGUUCGCUUCUUCCUUCGUCAUGAGCGCCCCCCUGGCAGGGACGUCGUGGGCGGACCAAGGUCUCAGGAUCCGAGUUUAAAAAGAAAUGGCGCAAAAGUUCCUGGUGAACAUCGCAGAAAGGAGAAUGGCGUUAGUGGUCCUAGGAUGGAUCUGACUCUCGCUGAACUUCAAGAAAUGGCAUCUCGCCAGCAGCAACAGAUUGAGGCCCAGCAACAAAUGCUGGCGACCAAGGAACAGCGCUUAAAGUUUUUGAAACAGCAAGACCAGCGUCAACAGCAACAGGCUGCUGAGCAGGAGAAACUUAAGAGGCUCAAAGAAAUAGCCGAGAGUCAGGAAGCUAAGCUAAAAAAAGUGAGAGCACUGAAAGGCCACGUGGAACAGAAGAGGCUAAGCAAUGGCAAACUUGUGGAGGAGAUUGAACAGAUGAAUAGCUUGUUCCAGCAAAAACAGAGGGAGCUCGUUCUGGCUGUGUCAAAAGUAGAGGAACUUACGAGACAGCUGGAGAUGCUCAAGAACGGCCGGAUCGACGGUCACCAUGACAGCCAGUCCGCAGUGGCCGAGCUCGAUCGGCUCUACACGGAGCUGCAGUUAAGAAACAAACUGAAUCAAGAGCAGAAUGCCAAGCUGCAGCAACAGAGGGAGUGUUUGAAUAAGCGCAAUUCAGAAGUGGCAGUCAUGGAUAAGCGUGUUAAUGAGCUGAGGGACCGGCUCUGGAAGAAGAAGGCAGCACUCCAGCAGAAAGAGAACCUUCCAGUUUCCUCCGAUGGGAGUCUGCCCCAGCAGGGGGUCUCUGCGCCGAGUCGUGUGGCUGCUGUCGGUCCCUAUAUCCAGUCGUUUACGAUGCCGCGGAUUUCCUCGAGGCCUGAACUUGUGGUGAAGCCAGCCCUGCCGGAUGGUUCCUUGGCCAUGCAGGUUGCAGAUGGGCCCAUGAAGGUGCAGACGCUGCCCAACAUGAGAUCGGGGGCCGCCUCACAAACUAAAGGCUCUAAAAUCCAUUCCCUGGGACCUGAGUGGAGUCCUUCAAAUGCCGACUUUUUCCCGACCCAGGCUUCCGCUUCUCUGCCUAAAACCUCCGGGGAUGCUGCAGACCAAGCUGACGAUGGGGAGGUGCCACUGAGGGAGAAGGAGAAGAAAGUGCGGCCCUUCUCCAUGUUUGACACAGUGGACCAGUCUGCCGCCCCGCCCUCCUUUGGCACUCUGAGGAAAAACCAGAGCAGUGAAGACAUCUUGCGGGAUGCUCAGGCUGCAAAUAAAAAUGUGGCUAAAGUCCCACCUCCUGUUCCAUCAAAACCAAAACAGAUUAAUUUGCCUUAUUUUGGACAAACCAAUCAGUCGCCGUCAGAUGUUAAGCCAGAUGGAAAUCCUCAGCAGUUGUCAGCAGCUGUGGCGUCCGUGGGAAAUAAACCGAAACCAGCAGGGCAGCAGCCGAGGGUCCUGCUGGCCCCCGGCGCACCUGCAGUGGGCCAAGACCAAGCCCUUGCUCCAGGGUCCAAGCAAGAAAGUCCGCCUGCCGCCGCUGUCCGGCCCUUCACCCCCCAGCCUUCCAAAGAUGCCCUGCUGCCGCCUUUCAGGAAACCCCAGACCGUGGCGGCGAGCUCCAUAUACUCCAUGUACACCCAGCAUCAGGCUCCCGGAAAGAACUUCCAGCAGGCCGUGCAGAGUGCCUUGACCAAGACGCACUCCAGAGGGCCGCACUUUUCCAGCGUGUACGGCAAGCCCGUGAUUGCAGCUGCCCAGAGUCAGCAGCAGCCCCCGGAGAACGCUUACUCCACUGCCCAGGGCAAGCCUGGCAGUCCGGAGCCCGAAACAGAGCCCGUUUCCUCAGGGCAGGAGAACCAUGAAAACGAAAGAAUUCCUCGACCCCUCAGCCCAACCAAGUUACUGCCUUUCUUGUCCAAUCCUUACCGAAACCAGAGUGAUGCUGACUUAGAAGCCCUACGAAAGAAACUGUCCAAUGCACCGCGGCCCCUGAAAAAACGCAGCUCUAUUACAGAGCCAGAGGGUCCUAAUGGGCCGAAUAUUCAGAAACUUCUGUAUCAGAGGACCACCAUAGCUGCCAUGGAGACCAUCUCCGUCCCGUCCUACCCAUCCAAGUCAACCUCAGUGACUGUGGGCUCAGAAAGCCCAGUAGAAAUCCAGAAUCCCUAUUUACACGUGGAGCCAGAGAAGGAGGUGGUCCCUGUGGCUCCUGAACCGGUGUCCCCAGAGGAAGUAGGGGGUGCCAGUACAGAGAGCAGUGACUUGCCAGCUCCGUCUCCGGGCCUUGAUUAUGUGCCUGAAGGAGUCCCAGACAGCAGCCCAAAUUUCCAGAAUAGCGUGGAAGAGCCAAAUCUAGAGGCACCCCAUCCGCUUGAUGUGUACCUGGAGGAGUACCCCCCUUACCCGCCCCCGCCGUACCCGUCCGGGGAACCCGAGGGGCCGGGAGAAGACCCUGUGAGCAUGCGUCCGCCUGAAAUCACUGGGCAGGUGUCUCUGCCUCCUGGCAAGAGGACAAACCUGCGUAAGACCGGUUCAGAGCGGAUCGCUCAUGGGAUGAGGGUGAAAUUCAACCCCCUCGCGUUACUUCUAGAUUCCUCUUUGGAGGGAGAAUUUGACCUCGUACAGAGAAUUAUUUAUGAGGUUGAUGACCCGAGCCUGCCGAACGACGAAGGCAUCACAGCUCUCCACAAUGCUGUGUGCGCGGGUCACACCGAAAUCGUGAAAUUCCUGGUGCAGUUUGGUGUCAAUGUGAACGCGGCUGAUAGUGACGGCUGGACCCCGCUGCACUGCGCCGCCUCCUGUAACAACGUCCAGGUGUGCAAGUUCCUGGUGGAGUCGGGAGCCGCCGUGUUCGCCAUGACCUACAGCGACAUGCAGACGGCCGCGGACAAGUGCGAGGAGAUGGAGGAAGGCUACACGCAGUGCUCCCAGUUCCUGUAUGGCGUUCAGGAGAAAAUGGGCAUAAUGAAUAAAGGAGUCAUUUAUGCACUUUGGGAUUAUGAGCCUCAGAAUGACGACGAGCUGCCCAUGAAGGAAGGCGACUGCAUGACCAUCAUCCGCAGGGAAGACGAGGAGGAGGUUGAGUGGUGGUGGGCGCGCCUCAACGAGAAGGAAGGAUACGUGCCACGCAAUUUGCUGGGACUAUACCCAAGAAUUAAACCACGACAGAGGAGCUUGGCCUGAAACUUCACAGAACUUGAGUUAAUGAAGAAUUCAUCUCUGUUAUCACUAAGAAGAAGUAAUGUGAUUGUUUUUGGCAAAAAAUUCACAAGACUUAUUUUAAUGACACUGCAACUUGAAAGCGAUGAAGAAUGUUCUCUGGAAGAAAAUGAAGGAUUGAAGAAUUCCCUGUUCGUGGAGGACGUUCGGCACAGUGAAAUGGAGCUGAGGGGUAAGCUGCCUGUGCACUGGGGUAGAGGCGUUCCGUGUGGCACUCCGAAAGAUGCACGGUGACAAUCUUGCUUUACACAAGCAAUAGGACCAUUUCUGGGGCUACUGGGAAAUGAGCUUCACAUCCAGCUUAGUUGAAGAUUUUCAGCACCUGCCCCUCUAUUUGUCCUCCCACCAGAAAGGACCAGUGUCAUCGUGGUGCCAUCUCCCAUUGUCCCCCGGCACCAGCAGGCCCUCGGGACUCACGGGACGCCUCGAAGCUGCCACACACUGGUACAUUGUCAGUGAAGAACUGCUGGCUGUCAGAGAGCAAUAACUUUAUUACGAGUUCUUGUAGCAUCUUCAGAAUUACACAUAUAUUUGAAAUAUUGAGACUAAACUACACUGCAGGAAAUUAGAGUUAGGAUCUUGUUUUAGGGUGAAUUUGAAUCUGUAUUUAUUGUCUUUUGUAUCUCAGAAAUUAGACUUCCUAUAGACUUACCCAUAAUAUUUGUCAAGAUCAUAGCUGCCUUUAAAAACAAUUGUAAUAAAAUUAAACUUUUUGACUCUA